AUGACUCAUCUCCUUAUUGCUGGAACUUCUGCUGCACGACCUAUUUACGGAAGAAUGACUACUUCCACAUUGAUAUAUACAAAUAAUGGUGAGGAUUUAUAUUUAGUUGAUUGUGGAGAUGGAAUUACUAACGUAUUAACACAAUUUCGUGUCCCUUUAGAUAAAAUACGUGGUGUUAUAAUUACUCAUUCACAUUCAGACCAUGCAAGUGGUAUUGCAGGGUUUGUUCAUUCAGUAGUAUUUGGAACAUCAGUAGAAUUAAUUAUUGCUGCUCCAAAAGGAAUUCAAAAAUUGGUUGAUGUUGUUUUUGAAUAUUCUGGUGAUAUAGUUCCUAAAACAGUCUCUUAUAUAGAUUUAAGUGAUGACAAAAUUACUCAUUUCUCUAUUAAAAAUACUUCAUUCACAAGUGUCCCAAUUCCUCAUCAUGGCUCUAUUAAAGGUCAUGGCAUUAUUUGUCAAACUCAUUACAAUAAUCAUCAAGAUACAUCAAUUGCAAUUACUGGUGAUACUAAUGACUCUUCUUUACUUGCUGAAUAUAUUGUUCAACAAAAAAUUCAAUUAAAUAUGUUAUUACAUGAAUGUACAUUUGCAAGUGACCUUCAUGAAAACGCUUUAAAAUGGGGUCAUUCUAAUCCUCAGUUAGUUAUUCAAACAUUAUUAAAAAUAAAACCUAAUAAAUGUAUUAUUCAUCAUUUUAGUACUCGUUAUUCUAUUGAAGCAAUAAAUAAAAUGGCUAUUGAAAUUCAAGAAUCGUCUCAUGUUCCAACACUUCCUGUAACUGAUGGGUUACUUGUUUCUCUAUAA
Messenger RNA from Entamoeba nuttalli P19, 804 nucleotides. Its product is annotated as metallo-beta-lactamase family protein. The transcript has 3 exons. Lineage: Eukaryota; Evosea; Mastigamoebida; Endamoebidae. Gene Ontology annotation, cellular component: nucleus. Bases 1 to 804 code for a protein of 267 amino acids. Gene Ontology annotation, molecular function: 3'-tRNA processing endoribonuclease activity. The record is from RefSeq and is a predicted model, not a curated record.